GGCUGAAGUGGGCGGGUCCACGCAGGCGCCCGCGGCGCGAGGGAGAGGCGAGAGAGUUGAAUAUAACUUACAAAUAAUAUGUCUCCUGAAGUUGCCUUAAACAGAAUCUCUCCAUCACUUUCUCCUUUGAUCUCCAAUGUGGUGAGAAAUGGAAAAGUGGGAUUGGAUGCAACUAACUGUUUAAGGAUUACUGAUCUGAAAUCUGGCUGCACAUCAUUAACUCUUGGGCCCAGCUGUGAUCGAUUUAAAUUGCAUAUUCCAUAUGCUGGAGAAACACUAAAAUGGGAUAUAAUUUUUAAUGCUCACUAUCCUGAGUUGCCGCCUGACUUUAUCUUUGGAGAGGAUGCUGAAUUUUUACCUGAUCCUUCUGCCUUGCAUAACUUGGCCUGCUGGAAUCCUUCAAAUCCUGAAUGCCUUCUGCUUGUUGUAAAAGAACUUGUACAACAGUACCACCAGUUUCAAUGCAGCAGAUUACGUGAGAGCUCUCGGCUCAUGUUUGAAUAUCAAACAUUACUUGAAGAACCUCAGUAUGGAGAGAACAUGGAAAUUUAUGCUGGCAAAAAGAACAACUGGACUGGUGAAUUUUCAGCUCGUUUCCUUCUGAAAUUGCCAGUGGACUUCAGCAAUAUCCCUACCUACCUUCUCAAGGAUGCAAAUGAAGACCCUGGGGAAGAUGUUGCUCUUCUUUCAGUCAGUUUUGAGGAUACAGAAGCUACUCAGGUUUUCCCCAGAUUGUAUCUCUCUCCUCGAAUUGAACAUGCUCUUGGUGGAUCUUCUGCCCUUCACAUUCCUGCUUUUCCAGGUGGAGGCUGCCUCAUUGAUUAUGUUCCCCAAGUAUGCCAACUGUUAACCAACAAGGUUCAGUAUGUUAUCCAGGGUUACCAUAAGAGAAGGGAAUAUAUUGCAGCAUUUCUUAGUCACUUUGGAACUGGAGUGGUAGAGUACGAUGCUGAGGGUUUCACAGAACUCACUUUGUUGCUGAUGUGGAAGGAUUUUUGCUUCCUUGUUCACAUUGACUUGCCACUGUACUUUCCUCGGGAUCAGCCAACUUUGACAUUUCAAUCGGUCUAUCAUUUUACUAAUAGUGGAGAACUCUAUUCGCAAGCCCAGAAAAACUACCCCUAUAGUCCACGAUGGGAUGGCAAUGAAAUGGCCAAAAGAGCAAAGGCUUAUUUCAAACUAUUUGUCCCUCAGUUCCAGGAGGCAGCCUUUGCAAAUGGAAAACUCUAAAAAAGGGGGGGAAAACAACCUCAUCCUGAGAAAAUGCCAAACAGAUUCUUGUGCCCACAUGCUUGUCAACAGAUUGCAAGAUAACUUCCUGAAGCUUGGGCUUCAGCAUUUAUUGGAGGGGGGUUUUUUGCCUCUGGAGUGUCAUUGUGAUCAUCAUAGACCAAACUCACUUUGAAUAUAUAAUGAGAACUUUGGCUGAUUGACUUCAAUACAGGGUCUUUUUUUCCCCCCUUAAUUUUCCCAUAUGCAGAAACAUUGCUUCCUUACUUGCUUGAUGGAAAUUCAAAAUGUAUUGGAUAAAUGUGAUUUUUCUUCCUUGUGUUUUGCUUAUUUCUAAAUUGCUUUUUUCUAUGCCAAUGUUUAGAGUUUUCUGUGAAUUUCUGCAUGCUGGAAUUUCUGUUUUUUGACACAUUAGAAGUACACUGAAAAUAAAUGUACAAUAAAUCUGUCUUAUUAUGCCUGUGCAAUUCUCUGUAUCCUGGGUUGAUUCUCAUGGGAGAGGGAAGGUAUGCAAUGAGAUCAGCUGUCAGUUGCCACAAAAAUGGGCAUGCCAUUUUUAGCAUCUUUAGUUGCAAACCUUAUUGCAGAAUUUACCUUCAUAUUUUAUUAAUUAUCAAAACAUAACUUGUCAAAAGCUGUUUGAUUGCCACUAAGAAAUGGGUACCAUUUAAACAACAGUAGUGGCUAAUAAUUUAAGUUAAUUCUGUGACAUUUCUACCUAACUUUACAAUCCUGAUGAGAAAUAAAUAUUAUAAUUGAAAUAACAUAGAGCUUUUCCUGUUUCUAUGUUAAUACCUUGUAACAAUUCAACCUAAUUUUUUCAUUGUAAUUGACAUUAGAAGACUGUAUGGGAAACUAUUACUGGAUGCAUCACUCUUUCUAAUACAGAAAUAGUACAUUCGGUGUUAGAUCCAUUCCUUUUUCCUUUCCUGUGACAUAUUUAGGCAAAUCACUUGUCUCUGACUUGCAAUAGAGUAACUUCCCAUAUUUGUAAAUAGCAUAAGGGGAUUUUCCAAAUGGAAUAAAAAAUUCGUGAUGUUAUAGGUAGCAUAUUGCAAACAUAUGUUAGUUCUCCAGAGAGUUAAGAAUUGAACUAACAAACAAAUGCACCAACUAUUUGAAAAACUAUUACUGUAUGAACGCAAAACCUGAUAUUUCAAUUUGUUGCAUAGACUAUAUUUUGGUGAAUCUAUGAAUCUUAUAAUAACAUUUGCAUUAAAAUAUUUAAGGGAUAUACUCUGGCCCAAAUUUCUGUUAGCCAUGAAGCAUAUUUGGUGCUUUUGACUGUCCUACCACCUGCCUGCCUUCAGAAGGUUCUUUGAAGAUAAAACUGAAAUAACCUAUAAGAAACUCUGAGUUUCUUGGAAGAAAAGUUUUCAAUGUUCCGGAUGCAUAGUGCUAAAUGUAUAUUGUUAAUCCAAUGAUAUGUGACAGAUGACAGGCCCCUGAGCAGGAUUUAAUCUGCAAUGGCAUCUUUAUAAGCAUGGCUAGCCCUAGGCCAGAUUGCACUCCAAGCAAAAAAUGUUUUUAGAUUUUCCCCCUACCCUCCACCCCACUAUUCACCUCUUGAAUACCUUUGGGUUAUUAAAUAAUUUGUAGCCCAUUCUCACUGCUAACAAAGUGAUAUGUCAGUAAGAUUUCUCUCUCAUUAAAAUUAUACCUUAACAUGCAUGGAUUACAAUGUAGUCAUUCAUCACCCCUUACAUAGUUUGCUGAAUGGGCAAUGAUAUUAUAAACUCUUGACAAGUUGUGGUGGUAACAAAGUCAGUGCAGCACUCAGGUCAGUAGCAGUAAAGACAAACUGAAUGACUUUUUCAUCUGUUGAGUAGACGGCAUAUGGCAGGUGCAUCCCAAGGGCCAUUUGUCACCAGUUAAAUCCAGUCCU
Molecule: messenger RNA, 3115 nt
Organism: Python bivittatus (Burmese python)
Lineage: Eukaryota; Metazoa; Chordata; Lepidosauria; Squamata; Pythonidae
Gene: BABAM2
Product: BRISC and BRCA1 A complex member 2
Biological process (GO): double-strand break repair
Cellular component (GO): BRCA1-A complex; BRISC complex
Source: RefSeq, a predicted model, not a curated record